UGGAGGGAAAUCCUUUUUGUAUUAGCCUUAUAUGGUAAAUUUGGUUGUUUGGCUCACCAAAAGUUUUGACUACAGAAAGACACAACACAACUUUUUAAGAGUUUUUCAGAUGAAGAAGAUGGACUGCCAGACUCGUUGCUCUUUGGCUGAGGUGCAAGGAAUCCCUAUGCCUGAGUUCUUUGUUAGUUACUGGGAAAGAGUAGAAAAAUUUCAAGCAUUCAAAGGUGACUUGCUUAUUGCUACUUACCCCAAAUCAGGCACUACUUGGACACAAGAGAUUGUGGAUUUGAUUUUGAAUCAGGGAGACAUAAAGAAGUGCAUGCGUGCUCCCACUGAUGAACGCAUGCCGUUCCUUGAAUGGACAGAAUCAGAUCCUACAUUAUCUGGUAUUACAAGGUUGCAGAAGAUGGACCCUCCCCGUGUUAUUAAAACCCAUCUACCUAUACAGCUCGUACCUCAUUCAUUCUGGAAGGCUGGUUGCAAGGUUAUAUACAUGGCCCGCAAUCCCAAAGACACUGUGGUUUCUUAUUUUCAUUUUGACCGCAUGGAUCUUACACAGCCAGAACCUGGGAGCUGGUCAGAGUAUCUAGAAAAGUUCAUGAAAGGGCAGCUGGCUUGGGGCUCUUGGUAUGACCAUGUCAAAGGAUACUGGAGAGAGAGAGAAAACAAAGCAAUCCUGUACCUUUUCUUUGAGGAUAUGAAAGAGGACCCGGCGCGGGAAGUGAGGCGGAUCGCUGAGUUUUUAGGACAACAACUACCAGAGAGUACAAUUAGUGGUAUUGCUCAAAACACAACAUUCACUGCCAUGCGAAAGAAUCCCAUGGCAAACUAUUCAUCCAUUCCCGAUACCAUCUUUGAUCGUAAAGUGUCAGACUUCAUGAGGAAAGGAGAGGUUGGCGACUGGAGGAAUCAUUUCAGUCCGGAGCAAAAUGCUGUGUUUGAAGAUCAAUACAAAAAGAUGAUGGCCAACGUUCCUAUCCCCUUCCGCUUCGAAAUAUGAAGAUCCUGACCUUUAAACAUGCUCAUACAAAUCACAGAUUACAGUGUUUUCUAUAACUUAUGUGAGCAAAUAUUCAUGGGCUGCAUAGUUACAUUCCAUUGUCACUGGAAUCAAACUAAUAAUUAAACCUAUAGAUUGUGUUUCAACAACUGGAAACAUUGUUUAGUUUUUUUCUUUGUGAAAUAUCUUGCUUGUAGGAUUUAUUACUGUUGUUGUUAUUAUUAUAUGUGUUUGUUUUAACACAGUUGCUCAGUAACUUCUAAUUGUGUCCCUCACAUUCAUGAAUAAAAUUCCAGUAAUUUACAGAUAUUUUCAUGU
Chanos chanos (milkfish) is the source of this 1318-nucleotide messenger RNA. RefSeq names its product sulfotransferase family 1, cytosolic sulfotransferase 5 (gene sult1st5). Gene Ontology annotation, molecular function: sulfotransferase activity. The transcript has 8 exons. The record is from RefSeq and is a predicted model, not a curated record. Bases 32 to 1000 code for a protein of 322 amino acids. Lineage: Eukaryota; Metazoa; Chordata; Actinopteri; Gonorynchiformes; Chanidae.